Molecule: messenger RNA, 1879 nt
Organism: Neolamprologus brichardi
Lineage: Eukaryota; Metazoa; Chordata; Actinopteri; Cichliformes; Cichlidae
Product: protein THEM6
Source: RefSeq, a predicted model, not a curated record
CUGUGGCAUCGCCAAUCCCUGGAAAACGCGUAAACGUUUUCGUGUAACCAUGCCGACAGGUCAACCAAUAAGGCUUCUUGUCGUCAUACACCCGGAAAUUAUGUUCAUUGAUUCUACCGGUUUCUUCAAGUUGCACCGCUUUCCAUGAUAGCACUUUCUUCAGGACGCGCAAGAGAUGUUGCUGUUGGCGUUGGGUGCCCUCCUCCUGCUCUUCUGCAGCCUGGAUGUUUGGUACUUCCUGCGAGGGGCCCAGGUGUUCAUCCAGGCAUGGUUCCAGCCCAGGAUACGGGACAUUUUAGCCGAGCAGAGCAUCGAAGGCAUGGUCCUUCCACAUGAUUUGGACUACUUGGGCCACAUGAACAACUCUCGGUAUCUGAGGGAGUGUGACUUUGCACGCUUUCACCAUUACAUGAGGAAUGGACUGUUCAUGGCCUCACGCAAACUGGGGGCGAAAUUGGUGGUAGGGGCGUCUACCAUCCGGUACCGCCGCUCCUUGGUCUUCCGUGAGGCUUUUGAGAUUCGGACCAAAGUUUUGGGCUGGGACGAGAAAGCCUUUUACUUGGAGCAGCGUUUUGUAUCCAAGAAAGAUGGCUUCGUCUCUGCGAUCAUGCUCUGUAGGCAGAAUGUGGUGCACUGCAGCCCCGAAACCAUCAUUGAAUUUAUCUGCAAAAAGAAGAUCGAGUGCCCGGAGUUUCCAGAGGACCUCAAACACUGGAUGAACUUCAUUGCGGCCAGCAGCCAAGCCCUGAGAGCAGAGAGUGGACUAGAGGGAAAGAACAAGUGAAGCCACACCAUGACGCUGCGUAUCAUGAGUGUCGACACAUUUCAUAUCAUAUAUAGCAUUGCACGCACAUAUACAUGCACACAAACACUUAAACAUUGUAGAGUGUUUUAGUUGACUUCCAGAAGUAUCUGUUUUGGAUAAAUUCUACCUGCUGUGUAUUUUUGUAAGACGUGAAGUUCUUUGACCCGAGGGGGGCUGAACAUGAAAACUUGAACUGUAAGGUUUCAAAUGCUCGGUAUGUAAAUGGAUCACAAUGGCGUUUGUAGCUUUACCCUUGCAGCUUAUUCAGUAGUUGACUGUAAGUAGACCAGCAUUACACAUCUUCAUUCUCAUUCAGCAAAAUCCUCUAACCUCAGAUAAGCAUGUAGAACAAAAUGUAAUCUUCCACUGACGUCAAUGCAUGAUUUGAAACAACCAGAAUAUUUUUGUGCCUGUUUCUAGUAGUUUAGAACGCGUUAUAACUUUUCACCAAAAAAAAGACAUGGGUGCAAUGAAAUACUUGAAUGGAUAUAAUGAACAUGUGCUGACGAUUGUUUUAAUUUCCCUAUCAGUAUUUUGCACAAAGUUAUUAUUAACCUAAGGGAGAAAACCAAAAUUCUUAUGAGGGAUGAAUAUAUCGGUGCAAUGAAGAAUUAAAAUACCUGCUUUUAAAAGGACAGCCCCUCAAUCAGGCCUGCGUGUCAUUUUAUGAGAGCGUGCUUAUAUUUUCGAUUGACGGGUGUAAUGAGCAAACAUGAGGUUGCUGGCAACUUUUCAAAACCUGCAACGCACAAUUACCAAUGAAUGUCUGAGUGAUGUUUGAGUCCACUGAGGCGGUCGAUUUGAAAGAUGUUCUCGUUAAUGCAUCAGAGUUUUUCCUUUGUGACCAAAGUAAUGUACUGUUCUGUGUGAAGGAAAUCCGAUUUUUUUUUUUAAAGAUGUCUAAUCUGUUUUAUUUAUGUUGUUGAUGCACUGAUCACCAGAUUCUUUUAAGUUUGAAGUUAUACAUUCUCUGUUUAUGUCCCAACUAUUUAUGAUUGAUUGAAAUGUAUCAAAAUUUAUUUAUUGUGUUUGUUAAUAUUUAAGUGCAUUUUUUUUCAAUUAAAAAUGCUCUGG